UUGACAGCUGCACACGCGCCCGCUGCGAAUGGCCAGUGGUCAGCAGGCUCUUCCUCUUCCACAUCGACGUGUCAGGCGAAAGAAAGUCCAAAAAAUAUACAAUUUAAGCUGCCGCUUUGCGCCUAGCCCCGACAAAAUUCAUAAGCUGCCAGUAGUCCGCACGCCGCACCACACACAACCACCACCGGCAAGAUGGUUCUCGCGGAUUUGGGUCGCAAGAUAACCACGGCGCUGCACUCGCUCAGCAAGGCGACCGUCAUCAAUGAGGAGGCUCUAAAUUCGAUGCUCAAGGAGAUUUGCGCGGCGCUCCUGGAGGCGGAUGUGAAUAUCCGGCUGGUGAAGCAGCUGCGCGAGAAUGUCCGUGCCGUCAUCGAUUUCGAUGAGAUGGCCGGCGGACUGAACAAACGUCGCAUGAUCCAGUCGGCGGUCUUCAAGGAGCUGGUCAAGCUGGUCGAUCCCGGCGUGAAACCCUACCAGCCCAUCAAGGGAAAGGCGAACGUGGUCAUGUUUGUGGGUCUUCAGGGCUCCGGCAAGACCACCACCUGCACCAAGCUGGCCUAUCACUACCAGAAGCGCAACUGGAAGUCCUGCCUCGUGUGCGCCGAUACCUUCCGUGCCGGAGCCUACGACCAGAUCAAGCAGAACGCCACCAAGGCACGCAUUCCAUUCUACGGCAGUUACACCGAAAUCGAUCCUGUGGUCAUUGCCCAGGAGGGUGUCGAUAUGUUCAAGCGCGAGGGCUUCGAGAUGAUCAUCGUGGAUACCUCGGGUCGGCACAAGCAGGAGGAAUCGCUGUUCGAGGAGAUGUUGGCGGUGUCCAAUGCCGUCAGUCCCGACAACAUCAUCUUCGUGAUGGACGCCACCAUUGGACAGGCUUGCGAGGCCCAGGCAAAGGCCUUCAAGGACAAGGUGGACAUCGGUUCGGUGAUCAUCACCAAGUUGGAUGGCCAUGCCAAGGGAGGCGGUGCCUUGUCCGCCGUGGCGGCCACUCAGUCGCCCAUCAUCUUCAUCGGCACGGGCGAGCACAUCGACGAUCUGGAGCCCUUCAAGACGAAACCCUUCGUGAGCAAGCUGCUCGGCAUGGGCGACAUCGAGGGACUGAUAGAUAAGGUAAACGAACUAAAGUUGGACGGCAACGACGAACUGUUGGAGAAAAUCAAGCACGGCCAUUUCACCAUCCGCGACAUGUACGAGCAGUUCCAGAACAUCAUGAAGAUGGGCCCCUUCUCGCAGAUCAUGAACAUGAUUCCCGGUUUCUCACAGGACUUUAUGACCAAGGGCGGCGAACAGGAGUCGAUGGCGCGCAUUAAGCGCAUGAUGACAAUGAUGGACAGUAUGUCGGACAACGAACUGGACAACCGAGACGGAGCGAAGCUUUUCAGUAAGCAGCCGAACCGCUGCAUUCGCGUGGCCCAAGGAGCUGGAGUCCUGGAACGCGAGGUCAAGGAAUUGAUUGCUCACUAUACGAAGUUCGCGGCGGUGGUGAAGAAGAUGGGCGGCGUAAAGGGCCUGUUCAAGCAGGGUGACAUGACCAAGAACGUCAAUCCCACACAGAUGGCCAAGCUCAAUCAGCAGAUGGCCAAGAUGAUCGACCCGCGUAUGCUGCAGCAGAUGGGCGGCGUUGGCGGACUGCAGAACAUGAUGAGGCAACUGCAGCAGGGAGCGGCGGGCGGUUUGGGCGGCCUGGGGAACCUGAUGGGCGGCUUUGGCGGCAAGUGAGCUGGUGGCGUGUAAAUUUAACGAUUUUUAUAUGAUUUUGUUUCCGCGUAGUUCGUAAUUUGUUAGCCAUUGUUUCCAUUUGUCCAAGACCACAAAAAUUGAUAUCCAACGUGGUAGCGAAUAUAGCGUAUGUAACCUAUAUAGGCGUGCAAACAGUUAA
Molecule: messenger RNA, 1879 nt
Organism: Drosophila subpulchrella
Lineage: Eukaryota; Metazoa; Arthropoda; Insecta; Diptera; Drosophilidae
Gene: Srp54k
Product: signal recognition particle 54 kDa protein
Exons: 2
Coding region: 193-1719 (508 amino acids)
Biological process (GO): SRP-dependent cotranslational protein targeting to membrane; SRP-dependent cotranslational protein targeting to membrane, translocation
Cellular component (GO): cytosol; signal recognition particle, endoplasmic reticulum targeting
Molecular function (GO): GTP binding; 7S RNA binding; GTPase activity
Source: RefSeq, a predicted model, not a curated record